AUGAUGGCAAUAGCAAAGGAAGAAGGAGGUGAACAAAACAGUGGUUCAGACGACAUCACUGGCCUGACAACUGUCAGUGAUCUUUUAUCUCCAGUUGUUAAGCAGGGAACAAAUGAUGACAUUGUUGACUGGUCCCAUGGUAAGCGGUUGUGGGAACUUUCCAAGGAGAAAUAUGAUCCAUUAUGGGUUCAGGGUGGAGGACAUUGUAACCUUGAAACUUUUCCAGAGUAUAUUAAGCACAUGCAGAAGUUUGUAAAUGCAAUGGAGAAACUCUCCUUUACAAAACGAAGCAAGCCACCUCCGUCAACACCAAUUAUAACGGACUCCAAAAACAAUAGGUGCUUGAGAUUCGGAAAAAGAUAA
This is a messenger RNA of Ilex paraguariensis (yerba mate), 363 nucleotides long. NCBI's taxonomy places the organism in Eukaryota, Viridiplantae, Streptophyta, Magnoliopsida, Aquifoliales, Aquifoliaceae. The record is from the annotation of a GenBank genome assembly.